This is a messenger RNA of Agrilus planipennis (emerald ash borer), 1231 nucleotides long. Its product is annotated as Na(+)/H(+) exchange regulatory cofactor NHE-RF1. The record is from RefSeq and is a predicted model, not a curated record. Gene Ontology annotation, biological process: protein localization to plasma membrane. Bases 265 to 843 code for a protein of 192 amino acids. Gene Ontology annotation, molecular function: protein-membrane adaptor activity; protein binding. Lineage: Eukaryota; Metazoa; Arthropoda; Insecta; Coleoptera; Buprestidae. The transcript has a single exon. Gene Ontology annotation, cellular component: apical plasma membrane.
CGUCGACCGCGACCGCACGGCGAAUGGGUGACGGACUGAUUCGGGAGAAACCAACUGUUAGCUAGUUUCCAGUUGUUUCGUAUUACUUGUACGUUGUACGGAGCCUGCAUUCAGUUUCAGUCUCCGUAGAUAGUCGCUUAAAGCAGUUAGCAGUCGGCUUACGGCGGUUUUCAUUGUUUUAUGUUUAAAGUGGUAGUAGAAUUGUAAAAUUAAAGGUUUAUUUAGUCAUCAGUAUUUCUAACUUUGUGUUUACCCGGUGCGACUAUGUCUAAUAGUGAUUUGUCGAGCUCAGAGCAAGUUAAAAACACGCGUUUGUGUCAUAUCGUAAAGUGGGAUCACUUCGAUGGAUAUGGAUUUAACUUGCACGCAGAAAAGGGCAAGCCAGGUCAAUAUAUUGGUAAAGUAGAUGAAGGUUCACCAGCAGAAGCUGCCGGCCUACGAGCAGGAGAUCGAAUCCUGGAGGUAAAUGGCGAGAGUAUCGCUGACAAAUCCCACAAACAAGUUGUAGAAGCUAUAAAAGCGUUACCAAAUGAAACAAAACUUCUGGUGGCAGAUCCUCAAGAUCAACAACAACAGGACCGUACCAGUAGCAACGCUAGUCCUAGCCCAAGCCCUAGUCCCAGUCCAGACGUGACCAACUCAAAAUCUACACCGGAAAAACCGGUUAACCUAAACAACGUCAAUAACGAUGCCACCUCGAAAGAGACCUCCGAAAAUGGUUCGUUAAAUCUUAACAUGACCGCGGCUGAAUUGCGAGCAAAAUUAAAAGAAAAGAAGAAAUUUGAUCCAAAAAGAGAGGCAAUGGAUUUCAAGAAGAAGUUUGAUAUUGUGCAGAAACUGUAGCGUUAUCUCGGUUGAUAGGACUGAUAAUAUAAUACAUUUCUAGUUGCCGUGUUAUUUUGAUAAUUCACUUGAUAUUGUUGGAACGUCCUUGAAAAGCUAGUGGAAAGCAAUAGGUUCUACGGUUGUUUAAAAGGCAAAUUGUUCACUGAGAUAUACUUAUGUAGGUAUAGGCAUAGUGCUUGGUGUUGACGAAAGAAUUAUGGCAUGGACUUUUGUGUUUUUCACCGUUGAUUGUUGUUUGUGAUAAGGCACUAAAUAUGAGCAAAAAUCGACUGAAAACUAUUUCCGCAUCUCCCAAAAAAUAUUGAAAAUGUCAUAUAACGCAAUAAAUAUGGUAGGAUUGCUACUUUUUGCGUGACAGUAAUUUCCAUUUUAGAUCAUGGCUUGG